Aspergillus sclerotioniger CBS 115572 is the source of this 1467-nucleotide messenger RNA. Its product is annotated as phytanoyl-CoA dioxygenase family protein. The record is from RefSeq and is a predicted model, not a curated record. Bases 1 to 972 code for a protein of 323 amino acids. Lineage: Eukaryota; Fungi; Ascomycota; Eurotiomycetes; Eurotiales; Aspergillaceae. The transcript is spliced from 2 exons.
AUGACCCGUCUGCCCCUCCCCAUCCCUUCCCCCAUCCCACCUUCCUACGAACCCAAGACCUCUCUCCGCACCAUCCCCGCUACCACCCCCAUCGAAUACAUCUUAUCCAUCCUCUGGCGCGACGGCGGCGUGAUUCUCUCCGACUUCAUCCCCAAAGAAGAACUCACUGCCAUCGACACCGAAAUCUCCCCCUGGAGCAGCACCAAACGCCGUUCCACCACCACUACCACCAAUGGCCCCAGCGACGCCUUUUCCACCAUACCUUCCCAAACAACUCUUAUCCCCGGCCUAGUUGGCAAAUCCCCCACCAUGGCACGGAUCUGCUCUGGAAACCCCACCCUCGAAGCCCUUCGCACCCGUAUCCUCGUGGACGAAUUCACCAUCAACCGCGAAGACAGCGUUGAACCGAACCGCCUCGAUCCCCUACUCAGUCUCAGCGUGGCCAUGAAUAUUGGGUACGGGGCGCCGCGCCAACUUCUCCACAGAGACGAUAAUGUGCACCACAUUCGCCACGGAUGGAAGAAUGAGUGGAGCUUCGACGAGGUGAGUCAAUUUGGGUGUCUGAUUGCUGGAUGUGAUGUGAGUAGGGAGAUGGGGGCUACGAUGUUUGUGAAGGGAAGUCAUCGGUGGGGUGAUGAUAGGUGGGCAGAGGUGGAUGAUCGGAGGGAGGUGUGUUUUGCGGAGAUGAAGGCCGGCUCGGCAUUGAUCUUCCUUGCGUCGGCGUUCCAUGGUGGUGGACAUAACUCGCUUCCUGAUACGGUGAGGAAUAUGUACGGGUUGUUCUUUGUGAGGGGACAUCUCCGGACAGAAGAGAAUCAGUUUCUGGCUAUUCCGAGAAGUGUCGUGACCGGGAUGAGUCCGAAGAUGUUGGAGUUGCUAGGGUAUAAGAAGCCGACGACGGCGUUGGGGAUCGUGGAUAAUAUGAGUCCACACGAGGAUGUGGAGGGGGUUUGGGCGAGGGUUGUGCAGUAAUGUUUCUCUGCGAGGUUGAGUUAUUCCUUUGUCCGGGAUAUAUACUUUCUGGAAUUGUCGAUUUUCAUCCUCGUGUUCCAUUGAACCAUUCGUAGUCAUGAAUAUAUGGUAUUCUCUGUGAAUUUAGUCAGCCACAUUGGUUCCCAGAGGUACUACACAAUUGAUGAGAUCUUUGCCCUUGGAACAAUCAUCUAUGAAAUUGACGUUGGGCAUCCAAUGUAUGCUGAUAAACCUAGCAGAGAAAUCAGAAAGUUACUACAUCAGCAUACCCUUCCAGACCUCGAUACUGUUGCGCCUGAUAUGCGGGUGGUCAUCAGAAAAAGUUGGUCAGAUAGAUACAGGUCCGCAGAUGAAGUCAUAUGUGACUUAUUAAAAGUACGCUACUAAGUAAAACCACACUACUUGGCCCCACUGACCCUCUUUUGGGUGUGACGGACCGCGGAUAUCUACUCCACCUGAUCCAUACUACAGUACUACCUAAGUACUUUAACCUAG